Aphis gossypii (cotton aphid) is the source of this 4322-nucleotide messenger RNA. Its product is annotated as zinc finger MYM-type protein 1-like. The coding region runs from base 258 to 2408 and encodes 716 amino acids. Lineage: Eukaryota; Metazoa; Arthropoda; Insecta; Hemiptera; Aphididae. The transcript is spliced from 3 exons. The record is from RefSeq and is a predicted model, not a curated record.
UAUGGUCAGCCCACAGCAACGAGUGUGGUAAUUUCAACGACGAAACACGUACGACAUAAUCAGUUGUUAUAUUGUCACAGACUCACAGCGCUUAAUGCAAUCGUUUUAAAAUUAAAAUAUUAUUUAAAUUUCUGUCUUUGUUCGAAUCGUCGCUUGUGUUAGUUCGUUUAAAUUUAUUUACUCGUGCCGUCGGGCUUUUUAUUUAACAUUUACAUCGGUUACUAACUGAUAGAUUUUUUUUAUCAAAAAUAAGAAUUAUGAAUCCAGUGACAGACGUGGUUGUUAUGUUGUUGGAAACACCGUUUCAACGUUGGAAGUCUGGUAGUAAAAAUGAUUUAUUAAAAGUAGGUAGACCUAUUCCGAUUUUAUCAAUUUUGACUCCUGACAAAAAACAAAGUAAGGUAUUCUGUAGGUCAUUUAAUCCAAAUUUAUAUCAACAACACUCUUGGUUAUGUGGAAGUCAUUAUAUACAAAAAUUGUUUUGUUGGCCUUGUUUGUUAAUAGGUCAAGUUAAGUCUGUUUGGAAUACUAUUGGGUAUUGUGAUUUAAAAAAUUUAUCCAGGAGUAUACAAAUACAUCAAACAUCAAAAGAACAUAUUCAUAAUCAUUUGGAAUUGAAAAACUUAGAAAAAAAUAGUUUCACUAAAAAAGAUAUCGUUAACGAGCAUGGAAAUUUGUUCAAAAAAAAUUAUAAUGAAAACGUGAGAUUGAAUCGCUUAUUUAUAGAGCACUUAAUUGAUUUGGUUUUAUUUUUGGGAAAACAAGAGUUGUCAUUUUGUGAUCAUAAGGGCAGUGAUCCAUUAAAUAAAGGGAAUUUUAAAGAGUUGUUUGAUAUGCAUAUUAAUAGAUGUUCUCAGGAAGUAAAAAAUCAUUAUGAGAGUAUAAAAAACACAUUUUCAGAUUUGUCCAAAUCUAUACAAAAUGAUUUGAUUAUGUGUAUUUCUGAAUCUUUAAUAAACCAAAUAAAAAAUGAAAUUAGGCUAUGUAAAUUUUAUUCUAUACAAAUUGAUGAUACCACAAAUAUUAGUCAAAAUACACAAUGUUCAAUUAUUAUUAGAUAUGUUACAGAUAAAUCUAAAUUAGUUGAACGUUUCUUGGGUUUUCAUAAUGUUAAUAAAGACCACACAGCUCAAGAUUUAUUUAAUCUGAUUUAUUCUGCUUUACAUGAGCUUGAUAUAGAAAACAAAUUAGUUUGCCAAUGUUAUGAUGGAACAUGUGUAAUGUUUGCGCAUUUAACAGGUUUACAGGCUAUAGUUAAAGAGCUUGCACCUAAUGCUUUAUUUACACACAGCCUAUCUCAUAGAUUAAAUUUAGUAUUACAACAUGGUUGUAGUAUAAAUACUAAAUGUCGUAUAUUUUUUGCUAAUCUAACUGGUAUUUUUACUUAUUUUCACGAUUCCACCUCACGUACUAAUAUCGUAGAUAAUAUCUUAGGAAAACGAAUACCUCAAUUUGUUCAAAGUAGAUGGUCUUCACGGUCAAAAAUUUUAAGUACAUUAGUUCAUGAGUGGUCUGGGUUUAUAAAUGUUUUUAAUUUUAUUAGUAAUGAUCCAACAUCGUCGUCUGAAUCUAUUUGUGGUGCUAUAGGUCAUUUAAAAAAUUUAAAAACUUUUGAAUUUGCUUUUUUAGCACUGGUAUUUAGUAAUAUAUUCAUAUAUACCGAAAAUUUAUUUAACGUACUUCAAAAUAAAUCAUUUGAUAUAGAAUUCUGUUUGAUAAAAAUAACUACAACAUGUGAUCUUUUAAAGAAAAAAAGAAAUAAAUAUGAAUUUUUAAAAUUAUUUAAUCAGGCGGUAACUUUUACAAAACCCACAAGAAAUGAAUCUACUAAUCAAUCAAAUUUUAAAAUAUUAUUUUAUGAAAUAAUUGAUAAUAUUCUAAUGCAAUUAAACACCAGAUUUCAAGAUACAAAUAAAUUACUUUUUAUAAAGUUAGCUGAUACAACCAAAUUUAAAGAAUUUUCUUGCAAAUUUCCAAAAAAUGCUUUAAAUAAUUUGAAAUCAACUUAUUCUAAUAUAUUUUAUGAUAUAAAUAAAUUAAAAGUUGAAUUGGAGGUUUUGUAUAGUGAUGUAAAAUAUCAAAAUCUAUUACACAUGUAUGACAUGGUUAAAAUUAUUGAACAAGAUGCAUUGAAAGACAUUUUACCUGAAGUUUAUAAAUUAUUUAUUCUUAUUUUAACAUUACCUUCAAAUAGUGUACCAAAUGAAAGAAAUUUAUUUUGCCUCAAAAGAAUUAAAACCUAUACUCGAAAUAGUAUUUCAAAACUUCGUUCAAGUUCUCAUGCAAUACUAUCAAUUGAAAAGUCUUUGAUUCAUCAACUUAAAGAAACUGAAUCGUUUUAUGAUAAUAUUAUUAACAUAUAUGCUAAUCAACAAGAUAGGAGUAUAAAUCUAUCAUACAAAACAUAAUAGUUUAAUUUAGUUUUAUCUAAUCAGUAAUCAAUAGUUUUAGGACUAGAUACACUUAAAAAAUUUUUUUAGAACUACCACAAAUAUUAAAAUGGUGUUAAUUAUCCAUUACUUGUUAUAUCAUUAUUAACACAAAACAUGUAUAUUAUUAUAAUAAAUAUUAUAUUAUGUAAUUAUAAUUAUUUUUAUGUUUUGAAAUUCCAUGAUUAUGAAAUUUAAUUUUUGUUAUGAAGGAGGGGUAAGUGUACAUAUUAGCAAAUUGCCAAAAAAGUACAACCAAAACUACCACUGUACGAAUAUGACUUGCAGUAUUAACAGUACGAAUAAAAAUGAAACCAUGAUUAUUCACAUUGGCUGCAGGUACAAUUUAGCACCCUAAAACAAAGGACAAUACGGAACAAUAUGUUGGCAAAAACCUUGAAAGAUACAAACUGAAAACCAGUUCACAACAACAUGGUUUAAAACUAAGCUGCAAUCGACGAAAAUGGACAACACAAAUCACGAAUAAAAAAAAUAUCGGUCACUGCUCAUCACCAAAUGGACGUAAUGACUAAAGAGAAAGAGACCCAAAACAGUCAGUCGAAUGUUUUUUAAUGAGAUGCUGCUCGGCCACGCACAUGAAUCACAAAACGAAAACUCAGUGUCACCUAAAUAAAUUAAAAUAUACAAGAACUACCUACCAAAGUUUCGAUAACAAUGAGGAUAAUGAAUAAAAAUAAUAAAAAUUCACGAAAACAUAACCGAACUAUUACGAAAAGGUCAAAAACCAUGCAUGCAAUACCAAAAACGGCUAACGUACUCGUUGUCCGCACUACCAUAUUAUAGCACGCACGCACCGGGUGGUCAGCAAUACAACAGCUGAGCUGAUACUGCUAUUGACCUCUCCACGGCAAUGCACGAUACCAACCUUAACAAAAUGUAAUUGAUGCAUAUGAAUGUAUUAAACAAAAGUCAGAAGUACUAAGCGAACUAACCUAACUCUCCGACAUACAGAUUUUCAAAUACUACAUUAUAGUUCAUAUGUGAUGAUAUGGAGUGGUGCGUGAACGAGUAUAGAACUACGAGUCUGUACUGCCCACGACAUGACCAAUUAGCAGCCGGGUACUUGUAUCUUGAGCUCUAUUACCGUGGCCAUCUUACCGUAUGCAAGUUCUGCGACCGGGUGUCGUGAGAAUGGGUCCGAGCUGAUCCGCCAAAACAUUAUUAACAAUAAUAUUAUGUGCAAUAUCGUUGUCCGUCUUGGACAAGGUUUCGUAGAACCAAUAUCACUAGGUUAGCUUCGUGCACAAUACCUAACUCCAUAAAAUACGAAUGCGGUGGGUCUAGACAGCACGCACUAACCGAAAAUUAGCUUGAUAGUUGUUGAUACAGACAUUUUUAAAGGCGGUAAAAAUAAAUCACGUUAGCCAACCUCACCGUGCCAAACGGCAGUGGGAUCUGGAUGACCAAGGUUACCGUAAUCAGGGUCGGUCACGGUACUUUUACCGCAAUUUUAUCAACAUCUGUCAGAACCACCAGAAUUGCGCUGUUGCAUCCACGAAUACAUUUAAAACAGUGCCGACCCAACUCAACUCUCUGUAUUGCCAAUGUGUCAUCAAAAUACAACGAGAACUCGCACACACACUCCAAACUAAAUUACUUAUCUAUAAGGUAGGCAUUGUCGUCGUAACUAACUGAUUAUUAUUAUUUUUACAUUACGUAAGUAAAUUUGUCGAAGUAUGAUAUCUGAAAUCUGUGAUAUAAUGAAAUAUUUAUUCAUUUUUAGCUACAAUUUUCGUUCGUAACUCAUAUUUAAAACUGUAUCGUAUGUUUUUUUGUUCUCUAUAAUCGAUAUUAUAUUUGACAUGAUAUGAAAUCUUAUACAAAUCAAGAAAUGUAAUAAUUAUUUCAAUAAAUGUAUAUUAUUUAAUCAAA